AUGUCCAUCCGAUACUUGAUGCUACUGAGCGUGGGCACGGUUAGUGCCAUUAUCCUUGGUUAUUGCAUGUACUUUGAUCGCAAGCGUCGCCUUGACCCGGCUUACAGGCGGAAGGUGCACGAGCGCCGUCAACAGGCGCAGAUUGAUGUAUUGAAAUACCGUCUGACCAGUGGCGACAAUGAGUGGGCGCUCAAUGGAAGCCUAUUGGAUACCAGCGAUCAUACAACUUUGGAGCGUUGCUUCCUUGACGAGAUCAAAGUGGGGGAGCAGCUUAUUAGCCAGGGCAACAUGUCUGAUGGCCUCAGCCAUUUGGCCAGUGCGAUCAUGAUGUGCGCCCAGCCGAUGCCAGUGCUAUACACAUUGAAGGAAUCGCUGCCCGAUCGUAUCUUCAUGCCAUUGAUCAUGAAGCUGUACGAGCUGCAAAGCAAUUAUAGCAAUACCACAUCCAGCUCCAGCAAGGACGACUCAACCAGCUAUCCAGACUUCAGCUAA
This is a messenger RNA of Drosophila hydei, 492 nucleotides long. Its product is annotated as mitochondrial import receptor subunit TOM20 homolog. Lineage: Eukaryota; Metazoa; Arthropoda; Insecta; Diptera; Drosophilidae. The coding region runs from base 1 to 492 and encodes 163 amino acids. The transcript has a single exon. Gene Ontology annotation, cellular component: mitochondrial outer membrane translocase complex; mitochondrial outer membrane. Gene Ontology annotation, molecular function: transmembrane protein transporter activity. Gene Ontology annotation, biological process: protein targeting; protein import into mitochondrial matrix; tRNA import into mitochondrion. The record is from RefSeq and is a predicted model, not a curated record.